CGAAGCCUUUCGAGAACUGCAACUUGACGAUUUACCCAAGAGCGACGGCCGCGGAUGCACGGAAUGCGUCGGAGUCGACCCUGGAAGAAGCAGAGCCGGCCAGAGAAACGACCAACUCUCGUAUUUCGACCUGGAGGAUUCCUUGCUCCUUCCGAAGACGGGAUUCUCCUAAUAAGGACCAAUUUGAGUCGUGGCAAAUGCACACCCCCUCCACCAGAUGUCUCCACUCGCCUCGCCUUCCGAUUGGGCUGUCGGACGGCAGUUCGGUCGCAGUCUCGGUUCGGACUCCGUGCCGAGCGGAUCUCCUCCGUCGCGGUCCUCGUCGGAUGUUCUUCGACUCGGGUUUUCUGA
Darwinula stevensoni is the source of this 351-nucleotide messenger RNA. Lineage: Eukaryota; Metazoa; Arthropoda; Ostracoda; Podocopida; Darwinulidae. The record is from the annotation of a GenBank genome assembly.